CAUCAAAACUUCACUGGUACCAUCUCGGCCAUUGACUGCAACGCAAGAGUCGUCGGCGCAUCCUCACUUCCCGUAAGCAUUUAUCCUCCGUAUCUCACAGUUCUUGCGGCGCUUCGAGGCGCCGUCUUACCUUUCGAAACGUAUCAUCGGCUAAAUGAGUUAUCCCAGGCGCCAGAUUUCUUUCUCGUCUUGCCAUCAUGCUCGCAGAAAUGAUGGUGAUGGCCGCUCCCAAGCCACCCACCGAGCAACAAACCAAACACAAGACGCCCAUCAAACGACCCGUUGAACAAGCAGCAAACACCGUCAUCACAGAGGUUGUUGGACAAUCCGAAACCAUCUCCGACACAAUGACACGCUCGACAAAUCUCUUUGACCUGCCUCUGGAGAUCCGUUUGAUGAUCUACAAGGAAGCACUCCCAGCUCAUCACACCAAAGUACCCACGCUACUGCUUUGUAGUCUGCGAAUCUACCAAGAAGCAUCAUCACUCUGUACUCGUGUACUAUCCCUUGAGUUCUUCGGGGGCAAUUACUGCCACUAUCCGGAUUUCAAGACGCAAGCACAUCGUUUUCAAAUCGUCGCCGACCGUGUCAAGAAGGCAUCUUCGACUGGUGUUCCCAUCAGAUUCGUCAUUGAAGUGCGAUGCGGCGGUAGACACAAUUCACUCGCCAUUUUGCAGCCCGUUGUCAACAUGAUCCACUCUACACCUGCACUUCAGAUCGAUGUUGUGCCGCACAGCUCAGCAUGCAUGACUUGUAACGACUCGGGCCCUGGUUCUGGUAACCAGCAGAAGACUGUCAGACAAAUCAAAGACUUGUUUGACCGAGUCAUCAGCGACAGAGAGAACGGCUUUAUUCGUGCCGCCGCAUAUCUUGCACCUUCUUGAUUGUGGUCGCCAUGCUUGCUCUGAAG
This is a messenger RNA of Aureobasidium pullulans EXF-150, 910 nucleotides long. RefSeq lists its product as uncharacterized. The transcript has a single exon. Bases 198 to 884 code for a protein of 228 amino acids. The record is from RefSeq and is a predicted model, not a curated record. NCBI's taxonomy places the organism in Eukaryota, Fungi, Ascomycota, Dothideomycetes, Dothideales, Saccotheciaceae.